Molecule: messenger RNA, 1400 nt
Organism: Paramecium pentaurelia
Lineage: Eukaryota; Ciliophora; Oligohymenophorea; Peniculida; Parameciidae
Source: the annotation of a GenBank genome assembly
CAUGUCUCUAAUUAGGUGCUUUACGUUGUAUGACAGCUCAAAGGAAUAGUUCUAUUUGAUUUCUGGUGAUAAGACUUUUCUGAACACAUAAUUAAGUUCAAUCAAAUUAGAAUUGCAGCCCAAGUUUAUUGAAAUCAAAACUUAAGUCCCUCAAUUAUUUAAAUUUAAAUCAACUUUAGGAUGUUAUCUAUGUUAAUAAGAUACUACUUAAAGUAAUUUUAAUAUUUUAUGUUGAAGGAUUCUAUUUUAUUUUACUUUCUCAUCCUGAUUUAGAAGACAAGUUAUAAACUUAGACUUUGGAUAGGAUUUCUUAGCUUAUUUAAGAAGUCCCCAAUUAUAAUUAAGUACAUCAGGUUAAAACUAAAUUAGUUGCCGUCUGAUGAGCUUCAAAAAUAAAAGCAGAAGGCAAUUGAAAAUUUAAUAUAAGACUGUGAGAAUCAAUUAUAAAGGGAUACUAAGAUGAAAUAAGAUUCUGUUAUUGAUAAUAGUUAAGGGGGACUUCUCAUUUCAAAUUCUGGUAAUAUGUUUACAUCAAACCAAAACAUACUUCAAAGUUAAGCAGUAAAAUAAUGUUAUUAUCCUAGACAUUCAGACAUGGAUUUAAUACAGAAAAAGAUUUCAGUAUAGAAACAUUGACAAAGGUUUUUAGAUGCUUUAUGAUGUAUGAUUAUAAUAGACAAUUCUUUUUCAUGUUUAUAAGAAGAGGAUUUCCUAUUGACAAAACAUGGUCAAAUGAAAGAAACAAAUUAGAAAAAGAAAUAAUGAAGAAAUACUUAGAUCCCGAUGAUCCUAAAGCAAAACCAUAGGAACCACCUUUGAGUUUCAAAUAUAAAGGUGACUUUGGGGUUUAUUAAGCUAAAUAUGAUAAAGCAGCAAGUAACAUUAUUAAUUGAUUUUUAGAAUGUUAUUUUAUACUACUAUCAAGAUUUGGUGUAAAAGAAGAUUUCUAGAAAUGUUUAGUAGGUAAAAUAUAUGAUGAAAUUCAAAAAAUAAAAAAUUACAUUACUGUAUUAAUUUAUAAUAAUAUUUAGCUUAAAUAUGAUUCAUUGGAACAUAAAGUUAAGAGAAAUAUUGAAUAGCUAAUUAAUAAUUAUGAGGAGGAAAUAAUAAAAUAUAUGGAUUAAAAUUUAGUUGAUUAAAAAUUAUUUGAAAAGAAAUAUCAAAAAUUAUAAUAGAAUGCAAUUUAAAUUUAAAUUUACUAAGAAGAAAAAAGAUCUCCUUUGAUAGAACAAUAAAAUUAAAUGAAGGAUGCCUUAAAUAUAUAAUAAGAGUAUAUACUAGAUGAAGAGGAUAUAGUUCCUUGGAUGACUGAAUUAAAUGAAAAAAAUGAUAAACAAGAGUUAUAUUAAUCAAAAAACAACUUAUAAAAUAAUAAUAUGAAAAAAAUGAAGUCAUUAUGA